This is a messenger RNA of Monascus purpureus, 1461 nucleotides long. NCBI's taxonomy places the organism in Eukaryota, Fungi, Ascomycota, Eurotiomycetes, Eurotiales, Aspergillaceae. The record is from the annotation of a GenBank genome assembly.
AUGGCCACCACCGCCGAGCCUGCUCCUGUCAGUGAGCCCAAGGUGAAGCCUCCCAAGCCCGAUGAAGAGGCUUACAAGGCUUCCCUUGAAAUUGCUGAGAAAGAACAUGCUGCUGUUCAAGAGAAAUUGACUCAAAUAAAGGCAAAGAUUGAAAGUGCCCGCCCUAACAAUCAGGAUUCCCCAGCUGCAAAGAGACAGCGAGAACUUCGUUCUGAGCUCUCCUCCAUCCGCCAGAAGCAGCAGGGAUUCAAGGCCUCCAGGACCAGCACCCAGGAGAAAAUCAACGCUCUGGAUGCAACUCUGAAGGCUCGUAUUGCGGAACAGAAUAACUCCCGGAGUCGCAUGUCUUUCAAGAAUGUUGAAGAGAUUGACCGCGAAAUUGCGCGUCUGGAGAAGCAGGUCGACUCUGGUACGCUGCGACUAGUGGACGAGCGGAAGGCACUAAGCGACAUUUCCAACCUGCGCAAGCAGCGUAAGAACUUUGCCGGCUUCGACGAUGCUCAGAAGGUUAUCAGCGACCUGAAGUCUCAAAUCGCGGAGCUUAAGAAGACCCUUGACAACCCCGAGUCCAAAGCACUUAGCGAGAGGUACUCCGAGAUCCAGAAGGAGCUCGACGCUAUCAAGGCCGAGCAAGACAGUGCCUUUAAGAACCUCAAUGCCUUGAGGGAUGAGCGCACCAAGCUCCACGCUGAACAGCAAAAGAAGUAUACUGCCAUUCGCGAGCUCAAGGACGCUCAUUACAAGGCUCGUAAGGCGUACAAGGAGUACGAGGACGAAGCCUGGAGGAUUCGCCGUGAGCGCCAAAAGGCCCAGCGUGAGGCGAUUGAGCGUGAGAAGAAGAAGAAGCUGGCCGACAAGAAGUUGGAGGAAGCAUCGCGUCUUGCUUAUACCGACGAGAUUCUUACUGCCCAGGGUCUUAUCCGCCACUUUGAUGCAGCCUACGACUUUUCUGCCCUAGGCCUCGAUGAAAAGAAGGACGACGGCAGUGAUUUCCGUGCCCAGGUUGGACGCACCGUCGACGGUUCGAACAUCAAGGGCAUGAAGAUCUUGAAGAAGGAGGAUCGCGAAGAAGACUACUUCGUUGGCACCGGAGGCAAGAAGGGCAAGAAGGGAAAGAAGGGUACCCAAACUGCUGCGGCAGCUUCCGAUGCCAAAUUCAACCUCAGCUUCGGUGUGAUCCAGGACUUUGCCGAUCUCAAGGUUGAUCCUCCUAUGACCCAAUCUGAUGUUCCUGGGGUGAUUGAAAAACUUGCCGCCAAGAUUACGGAAUGGAAGAAAAACCAGGCAACGAAGACAGAAGAGAACAUCAGGAAGGCAAAGGAGGAGAUUGCCCGUUUGGACGAGGAAGCGACUGCCGCUGCUACCAAGACAAAUGGUAGCGCAAAGGAGGCUAACGCUGUCAACGGCGCUGCUCCUGUGACUGAAAAGAAGGUGGCUGCCGAUGCUCCAGUUGAGGCAUAG